Messenger RNA from Syngnathus typhle (broad-nosed pipefish), 2041 nucleotides. RefSeq names its product carboxylesterase 2b (gene ces2b). NCBI's taxonomy places the organism in Eukaryota, Metazoa, Chordata, Actinopteri, Syngnathiformes, Syngnathidae. The record is from RefSeq and is a predicted model, not a curated record. The coding region runs from base 168 to 1847 and encodes 559 amino acids. The transcript is spliced from 13 exons.
GCGGAAUCGGCUACUGCCCAGGACGAGCUGGUUGCGCUCCCUUGCCCAUAAAGCAGCAAGAGCAAGCACCACAACCCGCGCCAGUGCAAAGGGCAGCUGACUUCGGCACACUUCUUCACAUUCCACAAAGCCCCGAGCGCAGCGUUGACAUUCGCACAACCAGGAACAUGAAGUUCCGUCGAGAGGAAACGCUUUGCUUUCUCUCAGCUUUGUUCUAUUUAUGUAUUGCAGCAGCAAGUGAUGCACCUGUCAUUCACACGGAGCUUGGCAGCCUGAAAGGGCAGCAUGUGAAUGUAAAAGGGAAGGAGACGGGGGUCAAUGCAUACUUGGGUGUCCCAUUUGCCAAGCCACCUGUCGGCCCUGGUCUGAGACUGGCUCCACCCCAGAAAGUGGAGCGAUGGGAAGGAGUGAGAGAUGCCAGCAGGCAGCCACCAAUGUGCAUUCAACAUAGACCGUUCCUUCUUGAUCUGCUAGAGAUGAUUGGUGGCAUAGCACAAGAAAUCCCGGAUGUUUCAGAGGACUGCCUUUACCUCAACAUUUAUACUCCUGCAAACAGACCUCAUGAUGCAAAGCUCCCAGUCAUGGCAUGGAUCCAUGGAGGAGGUUUUGCUUUGGGAUCAGCUUCAGUGUAUGACGGAUCCGCCUUGGCUGCUUACCAGGAUGUGGUUGUUGUGCUGAUUCAAUAUCGCUUGGGAGUUUUGGGCUUUCUCAGUACCGGAGACGAGCAGGUGUCUGGUAACUUUGGUCUGCUGGACCAGGUUGAAGCCCUCCGCUGGAUCCAAAAUCACAUUCACAAUUUUGGGGGAGACCCAGCAUCAGUCACCAUCUUCGGGGAGUCUGCUGGUGGAGUGAGCGUAUCCCUGUUGCUUCUAUCACCAUUAUCCAAAGGACUGUUCCAUCGAGCCAUUGCUGAAAGUGGCACUGCUGCAAUGGAUAUGUUGGUGAUAAAUGAUCCUUUACCAGGAGCACAGGUUGUUGCAAAUGCAUCUGGAUGUAGCAUUGAAAGCACACAGACGAUUGCUGCCUGCUUGAGAAACCUUGAUCCGGAUCUAUUUUUGACUCUUGCACAGGAUCCAACACUAAGAAUUACCGUAACUACAGAUGGACAUUUCCUGACAAAGUCAGUAAAUGAGCUAUAUAAGAAGCAUGAGAUUCAAAAUGUCCCAUUCAUGACAGGUAUUAAUGAUCAUGAAGGGGGCUGGUUAAUUCCUUCUUACAUGGCUCCGCCAAACUGGACUGAAGGACUAGACCGGGAGCAAGUUGUAAACAUAAUGAUGGUCUUCAAUUCCAAUCCCCAAACCCUCAUCAUGGAUUUAAUGGUAGAGGAAUAUAUCGGAACUGGUGAAGAUCGAGAGAAGAAUCGAGAUGGUUUUACCGAGUUCUUUGGGGAUUUGUUGUUCACCAUUCCUGCCAUAAAGUCUUCAAAUGCUCACAGAGAUGCCGGCGCACGUGUGUACUUGUAUGAGUACCAGCAUCCGCCUCAUUUCUUGAAGGCAAAAAGGCCAAACUUUGUAGGGUGUGACCAUGGAGACGAAAUCUUUACAGUUUUUGGGUUGUGCUUUACAACAACCCAUAUCCGACUAAAUGAUACAUGCCUGGAGGAAGAAGAGCAACUUAGCCGAACAAUGAUGGCCUACUGGGGCAACUUUGCUCGGACGGGCUCACCGAAUGGUGAUGGCCUUGCUCACUGGCCUCUAUAUGAAAAAGAAGAAAAGUACCUGGUAAUAAGGGCAAAGGAGCAGGUCAUUUCCCAGCACCUGAAAAAGGAUCGCUUCGUCUUCAUGACUCAGACCAUCCCAGAGAGGGUUCGACAACAUCAGGAGAAGACGGAGCACAAUGAAUUUUAGAAGGCUUGCAUUUUUUCACUUUUUAACCUGUCUUUUUCAGAUCACAUAUUCUGAUACUGUAAGUUUAAUGUAGUGGUUCAUUGCGACACACAGUAGUUGUUAACUGAUUUUGAGUGUCAUGAGAACUAUGAAAGCAUUAUGAGAACUACGUCCAGAACAUUUCAAUUACAUCAAUUAAACAUUGUGUGACCAUU